Protopolystoma xenopodis is the source of this 180-nucleotide messenger RNA. The record is from the annotation of a GenBank genome assembly. Lineage: Eukaryota; Metazoa; Platyhelminthes; Monogenea; Polystomatidea; Polystomatidae.
AUGCUUUACUACCUUGAUCUCAAACAUUCUAAUCCCAAUGUAAACUUUAUGGUUAGGGAGGGUGAGGAGGUCCGGCCUGAAAUCUUUGCCAGAUAUGACUAUGGAUAUGAGGAUUCAGUAAAUGUUUCAAAUAAAUCAGCCGAUGAAAUAUUAAAGGCAAUCCACACUCUGAACAAAUAG